CUAAGCAUCAUCACAUCCCAACCAGCCAACCAGUCAAGAUGAAGUUCCUUCUUCUGGCAGCUUUCGUAGCGGUGUGCACUGCUUCCACAGUGUACAGAAACCGAAACAUCUCCGUCAACGACGAUGGCAGCAUCUUGAUCACCUCACCAACAGGUAAACGCGUAGUCAUUACCAGACCUGUGGGAGCCAACGGCCAAAGAAACAUCGACAUCUCCGUCUCCGGCCCCAACAUCCCAACCAAAACCAUCCAAAUCAACGACAAUAAUAACCUCUACGACUCCGAAUACGGUUAUGGUGGGUAUCCUUACUCUUCAUACGACAGUGUCAACGAGGAGUACAGGAGCAAGAGGGGAUCCAAGAGCAAGAGUCAAGGAGACAUCCUCGGGGAGAUCUUGAGGGAGUACCAAGGUGUCGUCAACGAGGCCCAAUAUGAAGUUCUUUUGAACAGAAUCAACAAGGCUGUGAAGAAAGGAGAAGUCAGUCCUCAGGUGUACGAUUUGUUGGAAGGGCUCGACCAACAAGGCUACCGCGGAUAUGGGUCUGGAUAUGGUUACGGAUCUGGGUCUGGGUAUGGUUACGGAUCUGGGUAUGGUUAUGGUUCUGGCUAUGGACCAUCAUACGGGGGCUAUUAUGGUUACGGAUCCUACCUCCCGUGGUGGUACCCGCGCAGCUACUACAGCGGCCAACAAUACGGACCAUCAUACUAUGGCAACUCUUACAACUAUGGUAAAGGCCAGUACUAUGGCAGCUCUCGCUAUGUCAACCCUCUUUUGCAAAAAUACUUGUAUGGCAGUCAGGGCAACUACGGUGACUACUACUACAACCAAGGUGGUUACGGAUACAUUCCUUACAAAACAUACUCUAAAGGAUAUCUUGGCAAAAACUCCGUUUUAGGGCAGUACUACUACCCCCAAGUUCCGUACACUUAUCGUGGAGUUUCCGAUGCUCUUGACACUAUUAACCAGUUGAAAGAGGAACAAGCUAUUGAAGGUUUGGCUGAAUUGGGACAAGAACAAGAAAUUGUUCCAUAUGGUGGCUUCUACGAUUAUUAUUACAACUCUCCUUACUACAGAGGUUAUCGUGAGAGACAACCUCUUGGAGUAAGAAGCUCUUACCUCAACACUAUUCCUCAAGUGCAAGUAUAUUGAACUGAUUAAAUGGAUGUUUUAUUUGAAAUGGCAAUUGUAAUUAUGUGCAUUGGGAAAUAAAUAUUGAUUUAUAACAA
Messenger RNA from Tribolium madens (black flour beetle), 1225 nucleotides. RefSeq names its product shematrin-like protein 3. The coding region runs from base 39 to 1148 and encodes 369 amino acids. The record is from RefSeq and is a predicted model, not a curated record. NCBI's taxonomy places the organism in Eukaryota, Metazoa, Arthropoda, Insecta, Coleoptera, Tenebrionidae. The transcript has 3 exons.